This is a messenger RNA of Cloeon dipterum, 1212 nucleotides long. RefSeq names its product neurogenic locus notch homolog protein 3-like. The transcript has 4 exons. The record is from RefSeq and is a predicted model, not a curated record. The coding region runs from base 136 to 504 and encodes 122 amino acids. Lineage: Eukaryota; Metazoa; Arthropoda; Insecta; Ephemeroptera; Baetidae.
ACAGCCAUGAGGGGUCACAGUUCUGGCAAUGGAAGGGCAGCCGGAAGCUCUUUUAUCCGACGGCUGCUGUGAUUGAGAGCAGAGGAGCAUUGUCGUCUCACACGCGCAGACGGACGGACACAGAUAGAGAGAGAGAUGAGGCUGCUGCUCUUCGUGUUGCUCCUUGCUGUUGUGGCUGUUGCUUUGGCCUGCGAGCACAAGCAGCCGGGAUGCAAGAUUGAAGGUUCGUCGUGCGUCUGCGGGGAAGGAUGUCCUGGACACUACCGAUACGCGACUAAGACUCACUGCCACAGAGCACUCGCUAAAAGUCGAAACAAGUCGCGUGACAUUUGCCACAGGAGACCCUGUCAGAAUGGGGGAACCUGCGUUCAAAGGUCUCAGGAGCCUGGAUACAAAUGCAUUUGUGACGGAACUGGAUUCUUCGGCGACAGAUGUGAAAAGGACUGCACGUUGGCGAGCAACCUCGAAGGCAAGAGAUUUCCUUACGAGUGCGUGAUGAUCUGAGGCAUCAGACGACGUCUAGACUAAAACUAUAAUGGUAUUUGUUCAUCAGAAAUGACAACACCUUUGCUUGGGGGUUGAUUUUCCAAAUUAUAUUUCAUAAUGUACAAUCAAUUAUGUUUCAUUAACAAUAUUUCUCUUCUUCUUCAGUGUAUUUUUCUUCAUUUUAAGCCGGAAUAUCAUGAAUAAAAAGAAUCGUACAUGUCCAUCUCGUAGUAAUAGAAAGAAUCUUGAGAGUUAUUAAUAUUAGUUGUGGAAUAGUAAACCGCCGAAGAGGUGGCGGUCCGACCUGUUUUUUCUGUUCACUUUUCUCAACUUGUUUAGCUGCUAAGUUUUAACCAAAUAGGCGAAUAAAAGAACAAUUCUCCGACACUCAAUUCGUUUUCCAAAAAAAUGACGUUUUAUUUUAAGCUAAAAAAGUGUCACCUAUCAUCUAAAUAUAGUAGUUAUGCUCUCCUUACAUUUCAGACAUCAAAAAACCCUGAUUGAGUGAACAAAAUUAUAAUAAUAUAGCGUUAUCAGAAUUUAAUGGGGAAUUUCGCACAAACGACAACGUUACAGUUGCUCUCCGAUGGCGUAAUGAGAAAAUAUCAUCGUGUGUGAGAGACAGAAAAGAGGGCAGGGGGGCGAAUUAGGGGUGGCACGAGGGAGAAACAAUGACACACGCACAAUUAAGCAGCAUUUCCCUUUUUCGGCACAUGCACACAAAUA